GAAGACGGAUAUCUGCGGUGUGUGAUGGGGGGGGGUUGGGAGUGGGGGUUAAAAGGAGGGGUUUGGGAGGGGGUGUAAGAUGUGGGGGUUCAACAAAACAAAACAGCAUGCAUGCAUGGUGUACGUGCUUACCUAGGUAUAGACAGGAAGGAGGAGGAUUAGGGUUGGGGUUGGGGUCGUGUUUGUGUUUAUGCUACGCCGGGUCAGGCGAGGGCGGUUUCAACAAAGCGCAUGCGGGCGAGCGGGCGGGUGCGUGGGCGUUUGUAUAUGGUUGAUUGGCUGGUUUGGCAUGUCGCGUCGCCUGUAUGUAACGUAUGUACGUGUGUAUGGAGAAAAUUGCAUCCACAACAAAGGCGCUUUUGCGCGUGGAUGUGCGCGUAGAUGCGCGCGUAGAUGUGCGCGUAGAUCCGUACGUACAUGCGGGAAUUGGGUACACUGUAUGGGGGAUCUGCUUCUCUGUCUGCGGUGUAGAUACGAUGGGUGCGCGGUUGGGUGCUGUGGAAGUUUGAAGUUUGAAGUUUCUGCUGCUUUUUGUUGUGCUGGCUUGCUUUGUUCCGCGGUUUUGUUUGUUGGCGGUAGUUAUAGUGACAGGAGGGUGCGUUGUGUGCUGUGUGCUGCUGUUGUUUUGUUUCGGGCUGGCUUUUCAUGGCGCCAUUGAUUGCUGCUGCUGGUUUGGUUGCGUGCUGCUGGUUUUUGAGCGUU
This is a messenger RNA of Aplosporella prunicola CBS 121167, 702 nucleotides long. RefSeq lists its product as uncharacterized. Bases 191 to 658 code for a protein of 155 amino acids. The transcript has a single exon. The record is from RefSeq and is a predicted model, not a curated record. NCBI's taxonomy places the organism in Eukaryota, Fungi, Ascomycota, Dothideomycetes, Botryosphaeriales, Aplosporellaceae.